AUGGAGGAGGACAACAAAUACCCGUCCAAACUGUCGCCCACUGUGGACUACUGGGCAGGCAUGUACCUAGUGGUGAUAGCCAACAAGUUCCAGCGUCGGACCAUCACCAUGGUGAUCAGUUUGAUCUGGCUGUUCUGGGCUGUGUUCCCUCUCCUGGGUUGGGGCGGCCAUGGACCGGAGCCCUUCGGAGUGGCCUGCUCCGUGGACUGAGCCAGCUACCAAGACUCCCUGAACCACUCUACCUUCAUCAUGUCUCUGUCUAUCCUCUGUACCUUCAGCCCCUGCCACGUCAUCCUCUUCUCCUAUUCCGGCAUAGCCUGGAAACUCCACAAGGCCUACCAGUCCAUCCAGAGCGGCGACUUCAACUACGGACACAUCGAGAGGAAGGUCACUCUGGUGAAUGGGGGUGUGUUGAUCAGUUUAGGGUUCAUCGUGGCCUGGUCUCCCUACGUGGUGCUCAGCUUUUGGUAUAUGUUCCAGGGGGAGGCCAGCCUGGCCCCGCUGGUCUCCCUGCUGCCCUGCUUGUUCGCUAAGGGCUCCACGGCCUACAACCCUUUUAUCUACUACAUCUUCAGACGCUCCUUUAGACGCCAGCUCCACCAGCACCGGGGGCUGAUCUGCUGCUCUGCCCAGCCAGACACACCUUCGUUUGGGGAGACGGAAGCAGACAGACUUUGA
Molecule: messenger RNA, 678 nt
Organism: Coregonus clupeaformis (lake whitefish)
Lineage: Eukaryota; Metazoa; Chordata; Actinopteri; Salmoniformes; Salmonidae
Product: opsin-5
Biological process (GO): G protein-coupled receptor signaling pathway
Cellular component (GO): membrane
Molecular function (GO): G protein-coupled receptor activity
Source: RefSeq, a predicted model, not a curated record